Molecule: messenger RNA, 821 nt
Organism: Styela clava
Lineage: Eukaryota; Metazoa; Chordata; Ascidiacea; Stolidobranchia; Styelidae
Source: RefSeq, a predicted model, not a curated record
GGGAAGAAUUUUUCGGGGGUCAAAGGUCCAUAGAGAUAGUCACACUCUACGUGACAAAAAGUAAAGGACAUAGAAAGAUAAAAUGAGUUCAUUGAUUCAUAAAAAAUAGCGUCAAUUUUGGUCCCCGAAAAGACAAGCUGGGUCGCAGUUUGCCCUAAUGCUAUCCCUGUCUGCGUGACAUAAAGUCAUGCUCGAUCGCAUCUCACCAAAACAAUCCACGGCCUUCGCAGUCAGCUGUUUAGUACAAAGCAGUAAAAUAUACUGUGCCUGUAUUGUGUACAUCUUGGUUGAAUCUAACGACGUCUCGUCUGUCGUGUUUUCUAUCGACGCGAUUAUCGGUUUGCAGUUUGACAUGGAUGAUAAGCCAGAUUUGAAAGAUAGAAUAGUGAAAGAAUAUGCCACUGAAGCCACAGAGAAUUUGAUCAAGGCAAACUCUGGUAAGAUAUCGGCGAGUCCGCUCGUCCAAGGAUUCAUAUUUGGAUAUGUCUGUGCCAGGUUUCCAGUAGGAUUGUUUAUGGCAGCUGGAGUAGGUUUUCUUAGUGGACUAUAUUUGGAAGAAAAUUUCAUGCUGCCAGACUUGAAGGAAAAAGUUUUGUCAAUUUUUCCGGAACAACGCGAUAAAGAGUAGCAGCAAACAAAGUGCAAAUUUGUGUAAUGUUUAUUAAUGGCACUGUGAAAUGGAUCUAAUUCACCUCCAUUCUAAUGCUUCACUAUGCAGAUGAAGUAUAAGUACCCAUGAGAGGCACUAAUCCUGCAGCUAUGUUCCACCACUUUUCUCUCGCUUUUUAUUGCACUAUAAUAAAGACUAUAAUCCAACAUAA